Lathyrus oleraceus (garden pea) is the source of this 2157-nucleotide messenger RNA. RefSeq names its product ribosomal protein S3, mitochondrial. Lineage: Eukaryota; Viridiplantae; Streptophyta; Magnoliopsida; Fabales; Fabaceae. Gene Ontology annotation, biological process: translation. The annotation marks the transcript as partial. Gene Ontology annotation, cellular component: ribosome. The transcript has 2 exons. Gene Ontology annotation, molecular function: rRNA binding; structural constituent of ribosome. The record is from RefSeq and is a predicted model, not a curated record.
CUAUCCAGCACGGUUCGGAGAGCACUUUUUGUCAGCGUUGGUGAAUGGAAGCCCCUCUAUCAAGAAAGAAGCGGCUAUUCCCACGGCGGAGUCACCAUUGACUCUAUUUAUUAUUAUGGUAAAUUAGUUUAUCAAGAUGUCAAUCUGAGAUCUUAUUUCGGUUCGAUACGUCCACCUGCGAGACUAACCUUUGGCUUUCGUCUCGGUAGGUGUAUUCUUAUACAUUUUCCCAAAAGAACAUUCAUUCAUUUCUUUCUUCCCCGUCGACCACGACGACUGAAACGACGCGAUAAAUCCAGACCCGGAAAGGAGAAGGGCCGGUGGUGGGCAUUUGGGAAAGUCGGGCCGAUCGGGUGUCUUCAUUCCAGCAACAAGAAAGAAGAAGAACGAAACGAAGUGAGAGGCCGGAGGGCAGGGAAAAGAGUCGAGUCGAUCAGGCUCGACGACCGGGAGAAGCAAAACGAAAUUAGGAUUUGGCCGAAAAAGAAGCAACGCUAUGGAUACCAUGACCGAUCACCAUCGAUAAAGAAGAAUCUUUCUAAAUCACUUCGGGUCAGCGGGGCCUUCAAGCAUCCGAAAUACGCCGGGGCUGUAAAUGACAUAGCGUUCCUGAUAGAAAAUUACGACUCCUUCAGAAAAACUUCGUUUUUUAAGUUAUUUUUCCCCAAGAAGUCCCGCUCCGACGGCCCGACGAGUCAUCUAUUUAAAAGGACCCUCCCUGCAGUGCGCCCCUCCUUGAAUUAUUCGGUCAUGCAAUACUUUUUUUGUAGAAAGAACCAAAUGCAUUUCGACCCCGUCGUAGUUCUCAAUCAUUUCGUGGCACCGGGCGUGGCUGAACCAUCUACGAUGGGGGGAGCGAAUGCGCAGGGAAGAAGCUUAGAUAAGAGAAUACGUUCUCGCAUCGCUUUUUUUGUAGAAAGCUCGACCAGCGAGAAAAAGUGUUUGGCCGAAGCCAAAAAGAGGUUGACCCACUUCAUUCGCUUGGCGAAUGAUCUUCGCUUCGCGGGAACAACAAAAACCACCAUCUCGCUCUUUCCUUUCUUCGGUGCUACCUUUUUCUUUCCAAGGGAUAGAGUUGGGAUUUAUAAUAACCUUUUUUUUGAGGAUGCCCGGGAACCACUCCUAGGUCAAUUAAGGAUCAAAUGUUGGAACCUCAUGGGUAAGGAUAAGGUAAUGGAAUUGAUAGAUAAAUUCAUAGACCUAGGUAGGAUAGGAGAGUGGAUAAAGGGAAUAGAGAUGAUGAUAGAGAUCAUACUGAGAAACAGAAAAAUUCCGUACGGGUACAACUCUUAUUUGAACGAAGUGAAAAAAAUGCGAUCUUUGUUGUCUAAUAGAACAAACACUAAUACCUUAAUUGAGUCGGUCAAGAUCAAAUCUGUUUAUCAAAGUGCUUCUCCGAUUGCUCAAGACAUCUCUUUUCAACUGAGAAAGAAAACAAGAUCAUUUCGUUCCAUUUUUAGUAGAAUAGUUAAGGAUAUUCCAUUAGUAAUGAAAAAAGGGGUUGAGGGGAUCCGUAUAUGUUGUUCAGGUCGAUCAGAAGGCGCAGAAAUAGCUAGAACUGAAUGCGGAAAGUAUGGAAAAACAUCUCGUAAUGUAUUUAACCAGAAAAUAGAUUAUGCUUCUGCGGAAGUAUCUACUCGUUACGGAAUCUCAGGCAGAUGUAGUAGGGGUUGCAAACCAGACGGAACAAAACUAGGUUUUGGAAGAUAUGGCACUCAAAGUUGUAGAGCUGGUCGUCUUUCAUAUCGAGCCAUUGAAGCAGCGCGUCGGGCUAUAAUCGGGCACUUCCAUCGUGCUAUGAGCGGACAAUUCCGAAAAAAUGGUAAGAUAUGGGUAAGAGUUUUCGCAGAUAUCCCUAUUACCGGGAAACCUACAGAAGUAAGAAUGGGAAGAGGAAAAGGAAAUCCUACGGGUUGGAUUGCUCGUGUGUCCGCGGGACAAGUCCUAUUUGAGAUGGAUGGUGUGAGUUUGUCAAAUGCUCGACAAGCCGCUACAUUAGCGGCGCAUAAACCAUGUUCGUCAACCAAGUUUCUUCAGUGGUCGUAACGUAAUUGGUUAGUGGGGAAAAACCAGGCCGGGACUCAAAAGAAUUAGGCGAAGGGUUUGUUCCUGAACGAGGGAAGUGGAAAGACACUAAGGGAGAGGGAUAUACUCCUU